Molecule: messenger RNA, 1909 nt
Organism: Chelonia mydas (Green sea turtle)
Lineage: Eukaryota; Metazoa; Chordata; Testudines; Cheloniidae
Gene: ATP6V0C
Product: ATPase H+ transporting V0 subunit c
Exons: 3
Coding region: 862-1278 (138 amino acids)
Biological process (GO): proton transmembrane transport
Cellular component (GO): proton-transporting V-type ATPase, V0 domain
Molecular function (GO): proton-transporting ATPase activity, rotational mechanism
Source: RefSeq, a predicted model, not a curated record
UCUAAAUCUUGGACUCAAUGCCCAGCAAGACUCAAAGUUCAUCUUAUAGCCUGCCUAGAACAGCCAUCUAGAAGUAGCACUUCUAGGAGUAUAGAUGCUUGCUAAACAGGAACAUCAAAUGCAGUGAUGGGGAAUUUGGAAGCAAAAGCUGAACAAGUUCAUAAUAUCUAGUUGCCUGGUGUUUUCCUAACCAGACUUCAGCUUGGUAUCCAGCCCUUACAGACUAUAGUAUCUUCCUGAGUUUGCUGGUAGAAGGCACAAACUUAGUCAGUUGAGAUUGCUGGGGCCAAUUCCUUUUGGAUGUUACAUAAUUAAACUUGGCAUUGUUUAAAGUUAUAGGUUAUGCCUUACAGACUGUAAAAGUUGGUAUGAACCAAAUUACUGUAGACUACAUGGACUCUUCCAAACUAGUUCUUUAACAAUACCACUCCUUUGUCAACAUGUCUACCUCAACUUAGCAUGAUAAAUUCAGCCCAAGGCUUCAGCUGACCUUUCUGUAACUUGUAAGAAAUUAUAUUAUAAAAAAUAAAGUAGAACUUGCUUCUAAUGACAAAGAUGUAACAAGUUAUUGGCCUUCUGGAAGUAUUGAACCACUCUCUAAAGCAUAGCUGUUGCCUAAACCUGCCUCUACACUGAAGCCUGAAGAAUUUCACUAAAGUACCAGCUCUCUAAAAGUAGAAAAGUGCUUUAUUUGAAGUCCUUUAUUCAGAAGCUCUGUAGUACUGAGAUCACAAUGUCCUGAGAAGCUCCUAGGUUGGUUUGUCAGAGUCAACAAAAGAAACCAUUGAAAGGUGGCUGGCGUGUGGGGAGGCCUAACCCAGAAUCAUGGAUUUACCAAGGCACUAAGUGAAUACCAGGACGAUGUACCACAUUUGCAUCUUAUUACCCUCCUUGGGAGCUGCUUAUGGAACAGCAAAGAGUGGCACAGGUAUUGCAGCCAUGUCUGUCAUGAGGCCUGAACUGAUCAUGAAGUCAAUCAUCCCUGUUGUCAUGGCUGGUAUUAUAGCUAUCUAUGGCCUGGUAGUGGCAGUCCUUAUUGCCAACUCCCUUGCACCUGGCAUCACACUAUUCAAGAGCUUCCUUCAACUGGGUGCUGGCUUGAGUGUGGGCCUCAGUGGUCUGGCUGCUGGCUUUGCCAUUGGCAUUGUGGGUGAUGCAGGCGUACGGGGGACAGCACAGCAGCCCAGGUUAUUCGUGGGAAUGAUCCUGAUCUUGAUCUUCGCUGAAGUCUUGGGUCUCUAUGGCCUCAUUGUUGCCCUGAUCCUUUCCACAAAGUAAACACCACAGAGUAUAAUGUAAAGAAUUAAACAAACAAAAUCACAAUUAAAACAAAAGCUCCAGAAUGAAAAUGGUCUCCACAAUGUGUACAGUUGUCUUAAUUUGGUAGUGGAUCUCUUGUAAAUGCGCAAUGUAUGUUAGUGACUUGUCUGUCCUGUGUGUAAUUCAAUAUUAAACUGGAUGGGCUGUCCCAAGCCUGCUUCAGGGCUUGGCAUGACCUAUGUUCAACUUUCCACCCAUUUGCCAUUAGAGUAUGUAUAAAUAGGAACUAGAAAUGUAAUUUUUUUCUCUUCACUGGAUGUUUAUUUAUAAAAGACUUGACAUGUUCAUGCAUUAUGGAGCAAGAAUUUUCAAUUUCCCAUGCUAUAUAUAUUAAUCAUAUAUAGGUAGAUUAUUACACUGUGGGGUUAAUUGUAAGUGCAGAGAAUUUCUUGGAUGUAACUUGAUGCUAAAGAUUGCUGUCGUGUCCUGGUAUUGGAGUGUGAGAAUUGUUUGUUUUUACUUAUACAGCAAAUGUCCAACACUCCCAUGUUUCCAGUAGUAAAAUUUAUGCUCCAGCAUCAGUCGUGCACCCAGUGUUGGGUUUUGCAGUUAUACAAUGUUUCCAAAUAAAACUUCCUCCACUACCCUA